Messenger RNA from Monopterus albus (swamp eel), 1690 nucleotides. It is a transcript of the gene slc2a10, whose product is annotated as solute carrier family 2 member 10. Lineage: Eukaryota; Metazoa; Chordata; Actinopteri; Synbranchiformes; Synbranchidae. The transcript is spliced from 7 exons. Bases 123 to 1676 code for a protein of 517 amino acids. Gene Ontology annotation, molecular function: D-glucose transmembrane transporter activity. The record is from RefSeq and is a predicted model, not a curated record. Gene Ontology annotation, biological process: D-glucose transmembrane transport; circulatory system development. Gene Ontology annotation, cellular component: membrane.
AAGUGCCAGCAGUGUUCCCGGAGCAGCUUUAUAUAAUCCCAUCUGCUCACAACGAUGUCUUCUGAGUCACUGAUCAGACCUGCACAGUCUGACUGAGAAGUGCACAUAUCAGGACAGAAGCAAUGGGUUGCUCCAGCCUUCUGUUGGCCAGCGUGGUCUCCAGUCUGAGUGGCCUGGUCUUUGGUUAUGAGCUGGGCAUCAUCUCAGGUGCUUUGCUACAGCUGAAAGCAGAGUUUAGGCUUUCAUGUGUCCAGCAGGAAGUUCUGGUCAGCUCUCUGUUGAUUGGAGCUUUGCUGGCCUCCACUAUUGGUGGCUGCCUGAUCGACCGCCAUGGCCGCAGGAACUCCAUCCUCCUCAGCAAUGUCCUGAUCCUGACCGGCAACCUGGCCCCACUCAUCAGCUCCUACUCUGCGCUGGUAGUUGGCCGGAUCACAGUUGGUUUUGCCAUGUGUAUAUCCUCCAUGUCCUGCUGCAUCUUUGUGUCAGAGAUGGUUACUCCUGAUCGCAGGGGGUUUUUGGUAACACUAUAUGAAGCUGGGAUCACUGUGGGCAUCCUGGCAGCUUAUUCCAUCAACUACAUUCUGUCUGACACCAGGGGAGGUUGGAAGUUGAUGUUUGGAUUAGUUGUAGUACCAACUUUGAUUCAACUGGCAUCUGUCUGGUUUCUUCCAUCCAGCACUGAAGAGUCUUUAAGCCACAACUACUGUCAGGCUGAAAGAGAUCUCAUUAGUACCACUGAAACCCAAGAAGUAGAUGACUCAAAAGUCAUCUCCAGCAACAAAAAGGUUUGGUACAACAGCAUGUACUUGUUCCAGCGUAAAGACAACAUGAGGACUCGCAUUGUCAUUGGGCUUGGACUAGUGCUCUUUCAGCAGUUCACAGGCCAGCCAAACAUUCUCUUCUACGCCUCCACUAUUUUCCAUUCAGUGGGCUUUCAGAGCAAUGCCUCAGCAGUGCUGGCGUCUAUGGGUUUGGGCUUGAUCAAAGUUGUUGCUACUCUGACCUCCAUGGUGUUCUUAGACAAGGUGGGCAGAAGGCCCCUACUCAUCAGCGGAUGCUUCAUUAUGGCGCUGUGUCUGAUAACCAUUGGAAUCCUCAGUGGACAUUCACCGAUGAAUGCUAAGAGGGCUUGUACUUCUGAGGAUUUUAGCAUCAACAUAACGGAUCUACCUAAUUUAACUGCUGAUAAUCACUCAGGUUUUGACACACCUCUUGAUGAGAGCCACAGAUUUUUUAAUAACAAUACACAAGAUGAUAAUCUAGUCUGGAUCAUUCUCAUAUGUAUGAUGGCUCUUGUGAGUGCAUACGCCGUUGGAUUUGGGCCAAUGACUUGGCUUCUCCUGAGUGAGAUAUUUCCAGCUGGUGUCAGAGGAAGGGCAUUUGCAUUCACCAACUCCUUCAACUGGGCUGCCAACCUGUUGGUCACAUUCACUUUCUUGAAUGUUGUUGGUGAGAUUGGUCUGUCAGGCGUGUUUAUUUUGUACGGGGUGGCUGCUGUGGUAGCUGGAAUCUUCUUCUACUUCAUGCUACCAGAGACCAAAGGAAAGACCCUGGAGGAGAUAGAUAAAGAAUUCAUUUUAAACAGUUUUUACCACAAUGAGGAGUGCUGCAUCAGCUGGAGAAACACAUCCCCACAGUAUCACAGAGUACACUAUCAUGUUAGCACCUCAGGAUGAUUACGUUGAUACAG